Messenger RNA from Annulohypoxylon truncatum, 3909 nucleotides. RefSeq lists its product as uncharacterized. Gene Ontology annotation, molecular function: phosphorelay sensor kinase activity. The record is from RefSeq and is a predicted model, not a curated record. NCBI's taxonomy places the organism in Eukaryota, Fungi, Ascomycota, Sordariomycetes, Xylariales, Hypoxylaceae. The transcript is spliced from 5 exons. Gene Ontology annotation, cellular component: membrane. Gene Ontology annotation, biological process: cellular hyperosmotic response; phosphorelay signal transduction system; phosphorylation. The coding region runs from base 1 to 3909 and encodes 1302 amino acids.
AUGAGAGUGAUGGCCGACGAGGAGACUUUGGUGGCUACGGCAGCCAUCAUUAGGUCCCUAGCCGCCUCACCGAAAGAUCCAGCAUAUACUUCGGUCCCUAUUGGCACCAAUUCUGGGAUCAAGUUGCCCGGUCGCGAAAGCCACGCCAAGGAAUCUGUCGAACGUGAGCUGUCAGCCCUCGUAGUCAGGGUUCAACAACUUGAGGCCAGAGCCAACCUCGCUAAUGGCGCAACUUUCCCCGAUACACCCAAUGAGACGGCCGAGUCUCUUUUCGGUGAAGAGUCUCCUAGUUCUCUGAAGUCCUCAACGCGAUCUCGGCAUCCUGUCCUCCCUCCUACCCGAAAUGGCUCUACCGAAGAUCGACCAAUUAAGGUCCUUCCACUCACUAACGAAGAUCUCGAAGGGCUUCACGAGCGCGUGAUAGACCAGUCUAAAAUGCUCGAUAAUCAACGCCAGGAAUUGACGAAUGUUAAUGCUCAGCUCAUCGAGCAGAAACAAUUGCAGGAGAAAGCGCUCGAACUUAUGGAAAAGGAACGAGUUGCUGCCUUGGAACGAGAAUUAUGGAAACAUCAGAAAGCCAACGAAGCCUUCCAAAAGGCGCUACGUGAAAUUGGUGCAAUCGUUAGUGCCGUCGCCCGAGGUGAUCUAACCAUGAAGGUUCGGAUGAAUACCGUAGAAAUGGACCCUGAAAUUACGACUUUCAAACGGACUAUCAAUACUAUGAUGGAUCAGCUUCAGGUCUUCGCCAGCGAGGUUUCCCGUGUCGCGCGUGAAGUCGGUACCGAUGGAAUACUGGGCGGCCAAGCUAUGAUCGAAGGUGUAGACGGAACAUGGAAAGAACUCACGGACAAUGUCAACGUUAUGGCUCAAAAUCUCACCGACCAAGUGCGAGAAAUCGCAUCAGUCACAACUGCUGUCGCCCAUGGAGACCUAACUAAGAAAAUCGAGAGACCGGCUAAUGGUGAAAUUCUUCAACUUCAACAGACCAUCAAUACUAUGGUUGAACAACUGCGUACAUUUGCUUCCGAAGUCAGUCGCGUCGCCCGAGAUGUAGGUACCGAAGGUAUACUGGGAGGUCAAGCCGACGUAAUGGGAGUCCAAGGUAUAUGGAAUGAAUUAACGGUAAACGUGAACGCCAUGGCAAACAAUCUCACUACUCAGGUGCGCGAUAUCGCAAAGGUCACUACUGCCGUUGCCAAGGGAGACCUCACUCAAAAGAUCCAAGCCGAAUGUAGGGGCGAGAUUUUCGAACUAAAAUCCACUAUCAAUUCCAUGGUGGAACAGCUGUCGCAGUUCGCGCGAGAAGUCAGCAAGAUAGCGAGAGAAGUCGGAACCGAGGGUCGCCUGGGUGGCCAGGCUACUGUGAAUGACGUUGAGGGAACUUGGCGUGACCUCACCGACAACGUGAACGGCAUGGCCAUGAACUUGACAACGCAAGUGCGAGAGAUUUCUAAGGUUACCACUGCCGUAGCAGCUGGCGACCUAUCCCAGAAGAUCACCGUCGAGGUCAAGGGUGAGAUGCUCAGACUAAAGCUCACAAUAAACUCCAUGGUGGACCGCCUAGGCAAGUUUGCUUUCGAAGUCAGCAAAGUCGCCAGGGAAGUCGGAACCGAUGGAACCUUGGGUGGCCAAGCUCGAGUAGACGAUGUCGAAGGGAAAUGGAAAGACCUCACCGAAAAUGUCAACACCAUGGCCUUGAACCUUACAUCUCAAGUGCGGGGUAUAUCAACCGUCACUCAAGCCAUCGCCGAUGGUGACAUGAGCCAGAAGAUCGACGUCCAGGCAAAGGGCGAGAUACUAGUCCUGAAGGAAACCAUCAACAACAUGGUUGACCGUUUGUCAGUAUUCUGUAAUGAAGUGCAGCGUGUGGCAAAGGACGUUGGUGUUGAUGGCAAGAUGGGAGGCCAAGCCGAUGUUGGAGGUCUCAAGGGACGAUGGAAGGAAAUCACAGCUGACGUCAACACGAUGGCAACAAAUUUGACCACUCAGGUGCGAGCUUUCGGCGAUAUAACUAAUGCUGCUACCGAUGGAAACUUCACCAAGCUGGUCGACGUAGAAGCUUCUGGCGAGAUGGAUGAACUCAAACGCAAGAUCAACCAGAUGGUGUACAACUUGCGAGACAGUAUUCAAAGAAAUACACAGGCAAGAGAGGCGGCUGAACAAGCGAACAAGACCAAAUCCGAAUUCUUGGCCAACAUGUCUCACGAGAUCCGAACACCCAUGAACGGCAUUAUUGGAAUGACCCAGCUAACCCUCGACACCGACCUCACACAAUAUCAGAGAGAAAUGCUGAAUAUUGUGAACAACUUGGCCAACAGUCUGUUGACUAUUAUCGACGACAUAUUGGAUCUAUCGAAGAUUGAGGCUCGGAGAAUGGUUAUUGAAGAAAUCCCGUAUACUUUACGGGGUACUGUCUUCAACGCCUUAAAGACGCUGGCUGUCAAGGCGAACGAGAAAUUCCUCGACCUCACAUAUCGGGUCGACAGCUCCGUGCCUGAUUAUGUGGUCGGUGAUUCCUUCCGUUUACGACAAAUCAUUCUCAAUCUUGUAGGCAAUGCCAUCAAGUUUACGGAGCACGGCGAGGUGAGUUUGACGAUUCGGAAAGCCGAAGGCGCCCCACCCAAGGAUCCGCGAGAAUACGCUAUCGAGUUCGUCGUUUCAGAUACGGGCAUAGGAAUACCGCCAGACAAACUCGACUUGAUUUUUGACACAUUCCAACAAGCUGACGGGUCAAUGACUCGUAAGUUUGGUGGUACCGGCUUAGGUCUGUCAAUCUCAAAGAGGUUGGUUAACCUAAUGGGCGGUGAUGUUUGGGUCAAGAGCGAGUUUGGCAAGGGUAGCUCGUUCUACUUCACCUGCGUAGUCAAGCUUGCAGACGGCGAGGUUGCAUCCAUUGAGAAGCAACUAAAACCAUACAAAGGACAUCAAGUUCUGUUCAUUGACAAGGGACGUACCCAAUAUGGUAGAGAAAUUGUCAUUAUGCUGCAGAGGCUUGGCCUGGUACCGGUCGUCGUCAAUACCGAAGGAAAUCCCAAUAUCCCCGGCUCGGACGACCCGCCGUACGAUGUCAUCAUCGUUGAAUCUAUCGACACCGCUCGUAAGUUGAGGGCCAUCGAAGACUUUAAAUACCUCCCUAUUGUCCUGUUGGCUCCAGUUGUGCAUGUCAGCUUGAAGUCUUGCUUAGAUUUAGGCAUCACGUCUUAUAUGACUACUCCAUGCAAGCCAAUUGACCUGGGGAAUGGAAUGGUCCCCGCCCUAGAGAACCGUGCCACCCCAUCGCUAGCCGACAACACGAAAUCCUUCGAAAUCCUUCUCGCCGAGGAUAACAGAGUCAACCAACGGCUCGCCGUGAAGAUCCUUGAGAAAUAUCACCACGCAGUCACCGUCGUCGGCAAUGGUCUAGAGGCGGUGGAAGCCAUCAAGAAGAAGAAGUUUGACGUCAUUCUUAUGGACGUACAGAUGCCAAUAAUGGGAGGCUUUGAGGCUACUAAUAAAAUACGCGAGUACGAACGCAGCCUUGGGUCUCAUCGAACACCGAUCAUCGCACUUACAGCUCACGCCAUGAUGGGAGACCGGGAGAGAUGCAUCCAAGCCCAGAUGGACGAAUACUUAUCUAAACCUCUGCAGCAAAACCACUUGAUACAGACGAUCUUAAAGUGUGCAACUCUUGGUGGCGCACUUCUCGAGAAGAAUCGGGAACGAGAACUGGCUCGUCAAGCUGAGCAAAAGAACGGCGGCAAACAAAACGGGCAGAACCACAUGAGGCCUAGCUUAGAAGGUCGUUCGAUAACGACGAACGAACCCCUGAUGGGAACCAUGGAGAGCCCAUCUAUUGUCUCAACGAAUCAAGACGAUCCGUUGCACAGGGCACGUUCAACCCUCUCUGAACCCUGCGUUCAACAUGACUAA